Messenger RNA from Dibothriocephalus latus, 177 nucleotides. NCBI's taxonomy places the organism in Eukaryota, Metazoa, Platyhelminthes, Cestoda, Diphyllobothriidea, Diphyllobothriidae. The record is from the annotation of a GenBank genome assembly.
AUGUCCCGUUCUCGUAGUUCUCUUACCAAGGUUUACGUGGGCGAUUUGCCCCGAGAGGCAUCAGAAAAAGAGAUCGGUCGUGUUUUCGACCGUUAUGGAGCUGUCCGAAGUGUAUGGGUAGCAAGAAACCCACCGGGCUUUGCUUUUGUUGAGUUCGAGGAUCCUGCUGACGCCGAG